UUAAACUUAGGUUGUACACUCUAUGCAAACUCGCACUUGCACGAAGCAACACUCAUAAUACACACAAAUUAACCUCCCCCCCCCCUCUCUCUCUCUUUGCGUUGUGAUUGUUAGUUUUGCCAGUGAAUAUGGAGGACAACAUGGAUGAAUCUCAAUCGGCGGCGGCGCAACUGGCUGAGCCACAGCCUCAGACAAAGCCACCGGUGGAGUAUGAAAACGGAGAGCAAGAGUCGAAUAGCGAAAACGAAGACGACAUCUUGAUAUCGAAAGCACAAACGCUGAUGGAUAAAAUCACUUCCAAUCCCGAUAACCCUAACCCCAAUGUUCUUCAUGCCCUUGCUUCCAUCCUGGAAACCCAAGAAUCCAGAUACAUGGAUGAGACAGGUCAUUCCUCCUUAAAUAAUGGUCGGGCUUCUCAUAAUAUUGGGCGAUUAGGGAACUUAGUCCGGGAUAAUGAUGAAUUUUUUGAAUUGAUAUCCUCAAAGUUUUUGUCUGAAACUGGAUAUUCAGUAUGUGUUCAGGCAGCUGCUGUAAGGCUUCUUUGCAGCUGUUCCUUGACUUGGAUGUAUCCACACGUUUUUGAAGAAACCGUUUUGGCGAACAUGAAAGGCUGGGUGAUGGAUGGGACAGCUUGGUCUUCAGGUGAAGAUCACUCCUGGAAGCAUGAGUUAGGGAUAAGGAAUUCCUCAGAUUCUGAAAUGUUGACAACUUAUUCGACUGGACUUCUUGCUGUAUGCUUGGCGGGUGGUGGUCAAGUUGUGGAAGAUGUGUUGACAUCUGGAUUGUCAGCCAAGCUAAUGCAAUAUCUUCGUAUCCAGGUUCUGGGCGAGACUAGCGCAACUCAAAAAGAUACUAAUCAAUUAACAGAGAACAAAAGUGCAUCUGCUGCUACUUGCAUAAGAGGUAGAGAAGAAGGUCGGGGUAGGUUGCGGCAAGCUUCAGAGACUUCUCAUUUGGAUGCUCCUAGGGCAUUAGAGCAAGGAUCUUUAGAUGAUCAAGUUAUUCAAAGGGACCGUGACAGAAGUAUUCAUAGGCAAGCAUAUCUGGAUGAACAGUGGGUUGAUGGUGGAGAACCGCCUGCUGGUUUGGGUGAACAUGUUGAUACUUACAAGGUAGAUGGAGAUGGUGAGGACAGAUGGCAUGGUCAAGAUUUACUUGAUGGCAAGGCAAAGUCUUGUGAUAGAAAUGUUCAGGGCAGGACUAUACUAGAUGAAGAUUUUGAUGAAGGUGUCAGAGAUGACUCUUCAAGGCGCAGGGCAAACCAUGGAUGGGGAAGAUCUAGAGGAAAGGCAAGAGUAAGUGAAGUCAUAGUGGAUAAUGAACAAGGUUUGACCUCUCCAGGGUCUGGAAGUAGAUUAGGACAGGGACGGAGCACCAAGGAUAGGAGUCUAAUAAGAAAUCAAGAGUUGAAAAGAAUUACAGACACCAAAAAGUUCUUGGAGAGGAUUGGUGCUGAUAGCUUUGCCUUGGAAAGAGAUGCCGAUGAUGACUGCUUCCAAGAAUGCAAAGUUGGCUCAAAGGAUAUCUUUGAUCUGGUAAAGAAAGCUGUGAGAGCUGCUGAAACUGAAGCCAGAGCAGCAAAUGCUCCUGCAGAAGCCAUCAAAGCAGCUGGUGAUGCUGCUGCUGAAGUUGUCAAAAGUGCGGCUUCAGAGGAAUUCAGAAGGACAAAUGAUGAAGCUGCUGCAGUUUUGGCUGCAUCUAAAGCUGCUUGUACAGUUGUUGAUGCUGCUAAUGCAAUUGAAGUUUCAAGGAGUCCAAGUGGGACCAAUGUUGAGUUAAUGAACUCAGAAGCUGCAGAACCAGCAUCAAAUGAGGAACCUGUAGACUAUUUCAUUGUGGAUUGUGCCUCUAUAGCAAAGCUGAGGGAGAAAUUCUGCAUUCAAUGUCUUGUGGUACUGGGUGAGUAUGUCGAAGUUCUUGGUCCUGUCCUGCAUGAGAAGGGUGUAGAUGUCUGUCUUGCAUUAUUGCAAAGGAGGAGUACCAAACAUAAAGAGGCAUCAAGGGUCACAGUUCUCUUGCCUGAUGUGCUGAAGUUGAUCUGUGCUUUGGCCGCUCACCGAAAGUUUGCUGCUUUAUUUGUGGAUCGUGGUGGCAUGCAAAAGCUUCUUGCUGUCCCAAGAGUUGCUCAGACAUUCUUUGGUCUGUCUUCUUGCUUAUUCACAAUUGGUUCCCUUCAGGGAAUAAUGGAACGUGUAUGUGCCCUUCCUCCAGACGUUGUACACAAGGUGGUUGAGUUAGCUCUUCAGCUUCUCGAGUGCUCCCAGGAUCAGGCCAGGAAAAAUGCGGCUUUAUUUUUUGCUGCUGCAUUUGUCUUUAGAGCAGUCCUGGAUUCUUUUGACGCUCAGGAUGGCUUACAGAAACUUUUAAAUCUCUUGCAUGAUGUUGCCUCUGUAAGAUCUGGAUCUAAUUCUGGCCCAUUGGGCCCAUCUAGCUCAGGGUCACUUCGAAAUGAUCGAUCUCCUACAGAAGUACUGACCUCAUCAGAGAAGCAGAUAGCUUAUCACACCUGUGUUGCAUUGCGACAAUAUUUCAGAGCACAUCUUCACUUGCUUGUGGAUUCAAUCCGUCCAAAUAAAAAUACUCGCAGUGCGGCCCGUAAUAUUCCAAGUAUUAGGGCCGUGUACAAGCCACUUGACAUUAGCAAUGAGGCUAUGGAUGCAGUAUUUCGUCAGAUACAGAAGGAUCGGAAGCUUGGUCCUGCACUCGUAAGAGCUCGUUGGCCUGCAGUUGACAAGUUCUUAAGCUCUAAUGGGCAUGUUACUAUGUUGGAGUUGUGUCAGGCUCCACCUGUUGACCGCUACUUGCAUGACUUGCUUCAAUAUGCAUUGGGUGUUCUGCACAUUGUGACGGUUGUACCUUACAGCCGUAAACUGAUUGUAAAUGCCACACUAAGCAAUAAUUGUGUAGGCAUAGCUGUCAUUUUGGAUGCAGCAAAUGGUGCUGGCUAUGUCGAUCCUGAGAUUAUUAAGCCAGCACUCAAUGUGUUAGUCAGUCUUGUUUGCCCUCCACCUUCAAUCAGCAAUAAGCCACCUCUCCUUGUACAAGGUCUGCAGUCGGUUUCUGUGCAAAAUGUAAAUGCUCCUGCCACAGAGAGUAGAGAGAGAAAUGCAGAACGGAACAUUCCAGACCGAAAUGUUCCUAGUCAAAAUGAACUAAGAGAGCGGAAUGGGGAAUCUGGUGGUGUAGACCGAGGCAGCUUAGCGGCACUAGGUACAGCUUCUGCCAGUAGUGCUUCACAAACUCCUGUUUCAACAGUAGCUUCUGGAUUAGUUGGAGAUCGUAGAAUAUCGUUAGGUGCUGGAGCUGGCUGUGCUGGCCUUGCUGCACAACUGGAACAAGGUUACCGUCAAGCAAGAGAGGCUGUCCGUGCCAACAAUGGUAUUAAAGUUCUUCUUCAGCUCCUCCAACCACGCAUAGUUACACCUCCUGCUGCCCUCGACUGUCUUCGUGCACUUGCAUGCCGAGUCUUGCUUGGUUUAGCUAGAGAUGAUACAAUUGCACACAUAUUGACAAAGCUUCAGGUUGGGAAAAAAUUAUCAGAACUUAUUCGAGAUUCAGGAAGCCAAACUCCUGGUGGGGAGCAGGGCAGGUGGCAGGCUGAACUUGCGCAGGUGGCCAUUGAGCUGAUUGCAAUCGUAACCAAUUCUGGGCGUGCAAGUACAUUAGCAGCUAGUGAUGCUGCUACUCCUACUUUGAGACGUAUAGAGAGAGCUGCUAUAGCUGCUGCUACUCCCAUUACUUACCAUUCCAGGGAACUUUUACUUCUUAUACAUGAACACCUUCAGGCAUCUGGUUUGGCAGCAACGGCUGCUGCACUUCUAAAAGAGGCUCAGUUAACACCUUUGCCGUCCUUGGCAGCCCCAUCAUCACUAGUGCAUCAAACCUCUUUGCAUGAAUCCCCGUCAAUACAAAUUCAAUGGCCAUCAGGACGUACUCCGGGUGGAUUUCUUUCUGUUAAAUCGAAAGCUACCUCACGGGGUGAGGAUCUCAGCUUAAAGUUUGAUUCAUCUGUGUCAUCAUCAAAGAAGAAACCUCUUAUUUUCUCUCCUACAUUUGGUUUACAAUCAAAAAAGUCUUCUGGACUUGCAAGCACACCAGAAGCUCCAUCAGUGUCUGCAGGGAAACCUAGUGUGGAUGCUGACAUGCAAUUUAAAACUCCAAUUCUAUUGCCAAUGAAACGCAAGUCAACGGACUUAAAAGACACCGGGCCAGUGUCGUCAGGGAAACGACUCAGCUCUGGUGACCAUGGACUUCGAUCUCCAGUUUGUUCAACACCGAAUGCUUUCCGUAAAAGCAGUAUACUAACUGAUUUGAAUGUCAUUUCCACACCAAUUUCUACUUUGAAAGAUCAUCAUUACGGACGAUUAGUACCAAGUAGCUUGCUAGCUGAUAAUUUGGAUGAGAACCGACAUGGUAACACCAAUCUGGCUCAAAUGACACCUUCAUUCCAACAUGGACUUCUGAAUGAUCCACAACCCUCCAAUGCAGAACGUUUAACCUUGGACUCUCUUGUUGUUCAGUAUCUGAAGCACCAGCAUCGCCAAUGCCCAGCUCCUAUUACCACAUUACCACCACUUUCACUCUUGCACCCGCAUGUCUGUCCAGAAUCAAGACGAAGCCUUGAUACUCCUUCAAAUGUGACUGGCAGGCUUAGUACACGUGAGUUUAGAAGUAUGUAUGGUGGGAUCCAUGGGAAUCGCAGGGAUCGUCAAUUUGUUUACAGCAGAUUUAGACCAUGGCGAACUUGCAGGGAUGAUGGUGGUGCCCUUUUGACCUGCCUCACUUUUCUAGGAGAUUCCUCUCAGAUAGCUGCUGGAAGCCGUUUUGGUGAGCUAAAAGUUUUUGAUUCGAACAGCAACAAUGUGCUGGAGAACUGCACCAGCCACCAGUAUCCUUUGACACUCGUCCAGUCAUAUCUUUUGGGAGAGAGUCAGUUGGUUCUCUCUUCAAGUGCCCAUGAUGUGCGAUUGUGGGAUGCAUCUUCGGUCUCGGCUGGGCCCAAGCAUUCAUUUGAAGGGUGCAAAGCUGCUAGAUUUAGCAAUUCUGGGACCAUAUUUGCAGCACUAUCAUCAGAGUCAUCGCAAAGAGAAAUUCUCUUGUAUGAUAUCCAGACCUGCCAGUUGGAACUGAAGCUAACGGACACGUCUAUGAGUUAUUCGGGUAGGGGACACAUUUAUUCUCUUGUUCACUUUAGCCCCUCAGAUACUAUGCUUCUAUGGAAUGGGGUCUUAUGGGAUCGUCGUGGUUCUGGCCCUAUCCAUCGCUUUGAUCAGUUUACAGAUUAUGGGGGUGGUGGCUUUCAUCCUGCUGGAAAUGAGGUGAUUAUAAACUCUGAAGUCUGGGAUCUAAGGAACUUCAGGCUUCUCCGAAGCGUACCUUCCUUGGAUCAGACACUAAUAACUUUUAAUGCGAGUGGGGAUGUUAUAUAUGCAAUUCUGAGGAGAAAUCUUGAGGAUGUUACUUCAGCAUUUCAAACUCGACGUGUUAAGCACCCCCUUUUUUCUGCUUUUCGUACUGUGGAUGCUGUCAAUUAUUCCGACAUUGCUACUAUUCCUGUAGACCGUUGCGUCCUUGACUUUGCAACGGAGCCAACUGAUUCUUUUGUUGGGUUGGUGACAAUGGAUGACCAAGAAGAGAUGUAUUCUUCGGCUAGGGUGUAUGAAAUCGGCCGUCGGAGGCCGACUGAUGAUGAUUCUGAUCCGGAUGAUGCUGAGAGCGAAGAGGAGGAUGAAGAUGAUGAGGAUGGUGAUGAGGACCCACUACUGGGACCAGAUCUCGAGGGGGAUGGGGAAAGCGAUGCUGACGAUAUGAGCAAUGAUGAUGAUGAUAGUGUGAGCGAGCUUGAUGAUGAUGAUGAGGAAGAUGGAGAUUUCAUUAUGGAUGAUGGGGACUUUGAUGCUGGAGGUGGAAUAUUGGAGAUUGUGACUGAAGGUGAGGAUGAUGAUGAUAGUGGGUUGGUUGAAUCGCUUAGUAGUGGGGAUGAAGAGGAUUUUGUAGGUAAUGUUUAUGGCUUCUGA
Ilex paraguariensis (yerba mate) is the source of this 6017-nucleotide messenger RNA. The record is from the annotation of a GenBank genome assembly. Lineage: Eukaryota; Viridiplantae; Streptophyta; Magnoliopsida; Aquifoliales; Aquifoliaceae.